CUUUAUGGUCUUGUGUGCUACCGAGGUCGGAACACCCCAGAGGACAUAGCAGGAAAGUUCCAUAAAUCAAGGAGGGACUGUAUCUCUGUGGGAUAUCAGUUCUAACUCCGAGUCAUUAAACUUCUGGAACUACUGACUCGCAGAAAAAGUUUCAUUGUCCUCAAUCGACUCAUUCAAGAUAUGCCUAGGCAAUCAUAGGAAGUUAUUAGGAAACAAUUAACAUAGAUCUCAAGCCUUCUAUCCUCAGUUAUUAGAUCUGAAAAUUUAAUCGGUCUUUGCUCACUUUUAAUUAUGACGAGGUUUCGUAAUCAAAUAUAAGAAGCCAGUAACUACCAAGAUAUAAUAUCCAAACUCACUUUUCCUUUUAACUGCCGUUCGGUUAGGCAUCGAUACAGCUGGAAUAAACAUACUGCUUUUAGCCAUUUAAGAAGGUAUGUAUACAAUUUCUAAUUUGUAGAAAUUUGUGAGAUAAUGGGAGUAACCAAUUCAAUGGUAAAGCUCGAGAAUAAUAAGAAAAGAUCAAUUUUCAAAGAAAAAGGUAGGAUAAUCAGGUUCGAAAUUAUUCACCUCUAUAGUUCUGAAGGUGACUAAUGUUAGUAGUGGAUAGUUGUACAGUAGAUCAUUUGUGCAAUUAAAAUUAGUCUUCCAACUGUGGAAGCUAAUUCUUAAAGCCUAAUAGAUAUCCUGUUUAAUUUCUGCUUGGAAUUUCCAGUACACAUAUCCAUCAUUCUUGUCUCUCAGAGGAUUUGUCAACAGUGGUCUUUCUUGAUCAUUACAAACUAUGUCACACUACAGUCAGUGAGUAUUGUGUCAUGGGCAUUUAUUUGAAAUCUUCCCUCCUAGUGGUAGGGAGUUUGGUAGAAUAGAGUUUGCUAUUAAGCUUUGAAUUACUGAUAGUAGGACGUUAAGUCUGGCGGCAAAGUCGUAUUGUUGUUAAACAGAACUGUAUAGCUUUUACAUAGAAUGAUCAGCAACCCCACUGUUCUGGUUUCAUAUUGUUUAUAGGAAAGAAUCAAAAAUAUCAGCUUCUAAAGCACACUAUUUUCGAAUAUUAUUUUCCAAAUUAUAGUUUUGGUGGAACUUGCCUUCUUGAUAAGCCGGAGUGUUUGAUGUUAACUGCCCAGUGUUGAAGUUUCUCCCAAUUCUUUGGUGUUUAUCACCACUGCUGGAGGUCUUCAUGGGAAAUUCCGAUCAGUUAGCUUUCAAAUACCCAGGCAAAUCACUCCUUUUACCAAACGGUUCAUAAUGAACUUAAGUUGAUAUUUUGCUGAGGGUUAUUUACUGUCUUCUGUUUUUUAAAGACAGACUAGAAACGGUGUUGGGCAUCUUUUAGAUAAAUAUCACUAUCAAGUCACUAAAUACAGGCUUAACGUUUUCAUCCAUUAGUCGGGCAUGCAGGGGUUUUGGGCCUACUUACUUGACUUCCUUCAAUCGAUUUGCUGAAGAAAUAAUGUUUAAUCGAAAUGUACACAGAUAAUUCAGGAAGGGAUUGGUCAUCGUCCUUUUUGAUUGAUGCAAACUACAAGCAGAGGUUGUUCACGCGGAUACUCGCCUCUUUCCUAGAUAUCCAUUUAGUGACAUAGCACAUGGAGCUAGGGGGCCUUAAUUUUUCUCUCCAACAGCUUGUAGUAUCUUUGCCCAAAAAUACAGUACUCUUAUGGUCAGUUCCACAAGUACACUUGUUGGACUGUAUGGGGCGGAGUCGUUGCUGACUUUUUAGUUCCUUGUAUGUAUAUUUCACAAAUGCGAUGUGUUUCCAUAGCGCAAGACGUUGUAUUAGAAGCUGGUGGGGUCUGAUUUUUUAUUUGAUAUAUGGUUCAUACAUUGAAAGCCUCAUUGUGAGGUUGGUUGUGUUGUUUUAAAGGGAUAAGAAAUCUUCCCUUGGCCUAAGGCAUUAGCAGUGGUCUCAAAGUUAAUUGAUGAAGGAAUAGUAAGAAAAACAGUGUCGCCAGUGAAAUAAAGUAACGAAAUUUUAAAGAAGGUAGGAAAACCAAGUGUGUAGGCUUUCAGUUCUACUCCUACUCAACUGAUCUCUUCAGCACAGUGAAACUUCCAGAAGUAAUCGUUCCUGCUAGUAUAGGUGGUUGUGUCAUCGUAGUAUGAGUAUAAAGGUGUGGUCACCACGUCAGGGUAGUAGCAUCUAGUUUAAGUUGAAUGACACCAGUUACAAAUUUUAUCCAUUUUUAAAUUUUAAGAAGCCAAAUGCAGUAUAAUCAAAACAUUAGCUCAAUUGUCUCAUAUCUGGUAGUUAUUAUACCGUGAAAGGUUUAUUGUUCAAUAAACUGAAUAAUAAGUUGUACGGAGAAUGCAGCGCUUUUAUCACAGGGUCAAAUCCAACUCUCAACUGAAUUCACUUACCCGAUACACAACAUUGAUACGUGAGACUAAGAGUCAUUUAUCGUACAAAGGCUGAUGAUGCUAUCCAAUCUCUGGCAGGCUAAAUUAGAUGGAGCAGGAGUAAAAGUUGUGACCCUUUGGCGGCAAACUGGGCUCGUGUGUCAAUCAAUCACAUCUCCUAGUUCAAGUAAUACAAGAGAAAGCUGAGGAACCAAAAUAAUGUUUAGUUGAUCUGGUGAGAGAGAUUUUCUGUAGGCGUAUAGUCUAAAAUGACCAAAGCUGGUUAAAUAUUUCCACUUGUUUGUUUGAGUUUCAACAUAGAAUUUUGCAGAGAGGUGAAGCACUUCAAUUUACCACACCGCUCACAUAUGACACAAAGGCAGAGGAAAGAGAUUCAAAACAAUUGUAAUGAGCAGGAAUAUGAAGGAUGACGAAUAGUAGAAAAAUGAAUGUUUAGUGGAUACUGGAGAUCAAAAAGUAUGAGUUCAUCUGCACCAUCAAAAAACCCGUUUGAGUCAUAUUACUGGCGGUCUCUAGCCAUUGAUUCUUAACAUUCUGGGGACUCCAACCGGUAAGCUUACACCUCUCUACGUGCCUGGCUUAAACCAACGGUCGAAUUCUCCAUGGACUAAUGCCAGGUUUUAGUUCGACCGUUCCUAACUCGUUUCCAGCUCAAUCCUAUUUGUAUUUAUCUUUAUCUUUUCACCACAGAAUUCUUCAAUGCAGAAUCAAACAUCGACUACAAAUCAGCUAAGCAGCCCAGCAAAACGUGGCUCAUAUUCAGCUUACAAUAAAGGUCAAACGCUAUCGCCUGGUCAAUCACAACAGCAACACCAUCAGUCUCAACAGCAGCAGCAACAACAAGUAUGGCCGUCAUCAUUACCACCGGGUUGGAGGCGUGAAGAACGUAUGCGACCAAAAGGUUUGUGCACCGGGAAAUCAUAUGUUUACUACAUUAGUCCUCAAAACCAAAUUGUUCGUAGCAAACGCGAAAUGCAAACCAUCCUAGGCGACAAUUAUGAUGUUGGUUUGUUCGAUUGGAGAUUGGGAAAAUUCACGCUGAAUCGUCGAUCUAAGCAAUCUGGGGAACAGGCAACAGACGCUUCCUCAGCUAAAGAUAAUCGGUCUUUGCUUUCAAUGAGACGAUGUCCAUAUCCAAUACAUGAAAUUCAACCUGUUAUGGUCCGAUCUCAUCCGGUAUGUAAACGAAUAGAUGGGGAGGAUGGGAAUCAAGAAGCACCUCGUCAAUUAUUUUGGGAGAAACGACUGGCUGGUAAUGUGGCCGUUGAUGCUGAAACUGGUGAACCGUUUAAACCAAUCUCUUUGCCCAGCGGAAUUCAGAGUGCUGGAGUACCUGGUUAUCAACCUUCUCAAUUAGUUCAAAGUUUAGUUCAUGCCUUGACAAAUGAAAAUACUCCAGUCAUUGGUCAGGAACAAGAUCUCUCAGAUAUUGAGAAUGAUCCAUGUGCCACGAUAAAUCCCUCGCAACCAAUGAUUAAAACAUUCAUUGUGACUGAUGAUGAUAUACGCCAACAGGAAGCACGUGUAAGGGAAUUACGAAGAAGACUAGAGAUUCUCAGGCGUAGAUUUACUCCAAGACAUGAUGCCGAACGAGAAGGUUGAUACAAACAAAAGCGCUGCAUAAAAUGACAAUUAUAUUGUCAUUAUGUGUGCUGUUCUCUGUUAAUGCGCUUGUUGUAUUAUAUAUUGUCGUUGUUGUUGUUG
Molecule: messenger RNA, 4062 nt
Organism: Trichobilharzia regenti
Lineage: Eukaryota; Metazoa; Platyhelminthes; Trematoda; Strigeidida; Schistosomatidae
Source: the annotation of a GenBank genome assembly